CCGUCGAGGCUCAUCCACCCCCAUAAGUUUACUGUUAUGCGACCUGACUCGUUUUGAGGCACGAUAUGAGCUUCAUCAUACCGAGUUAAAUUAUAGCGCCAUAAAGUUAAUCUUCCGAUUUGGCUUGAUUUAAAGGUUUUCUAAUCGGUAAAUAUAGUAUUCGACCAAGCAAAAUCAUAAUGUUGUCGCGCAAAGUUAGGCCAGGCUGUUUUGUGGUGAGGUUUCAGCUCCGUUUUAAUAGCAUGGUGUCUGUAGUGUAGUCCAGCACUGUACAAAGCUCGUCGGAUCGUCCGAGCACUCACAUCAUAUAAAGCAGCAAAAUAGCUAGUUGGUGUGAAACCGUUCUCUUCAUAACGAUGAAUCAUUUCUGUUAUUUGCGCGGCGAUUAGAAUUGGUCGUCGUCGUCCUGAAUUAUUUCUAUGAUCUGUUAAGUGCCCUUCUUCACCGUGACGCCGCGCCGGAUCCAAAACCUCCCAGUGAAUCGCGAUAUAUUGAGUUCUCGUGAUAUAUCACUAAUACUUGUCCAUCUUCGAUGAGAAAUAUUAUUUCAGCCCUAUGCUCCAGGGUCAAACUUGUCAUUUUAUUUCGGUGUAAAUAUAUUUUUCGAAAAUUUUGCUCUUGUCCAAACAAUGUUCAAACAAUCUUUUUUUAUAAAUAUCAUUUCAACAAAUGAGUUUCAAUAUCAAAAAGUAAUAUAUAUUUUUUUUUGUUAUUCUCGAUGCGUCAUAUUGCAUAAUAACUUUUGAAAGGUGAUAAGUUACUUGAUAUGGCAUUUUAGACUUUAGUGAAAAAAGUGUGACAUAAAACUGGUAAACAUUUUCUGACCGCCACCGUACAUGAACUGGUUUCAAAUAAUACUCAAGGUCGUUAUAAUCAGAAACACAAGCGAGUCUCUUUGAAGCAAGUUGCAGACGCUGUGGAUAAGUUUAAAAGUGGCGGAGACAGGGUUACCAGAUAAUAAAACCAUAAGUCCGGUGAAAAAUUCUGAUUUCCUUUAAAAAAACCUGAGAUUUUAAGGCAAUUUGAAAAUUUUCUCUUUAUCAUAAUUUACUUGCAAUAGAUGGCAGGCAUCAGACAUGAUGUGUGGUCCACUUAAAGUUAGUAUUUUUUUUUCGAUUUGGUACACCGCAAUCUCGAAUAUCACAUUUACGCUUAGCAAUUUGCUUGGUACGUGUGGCAGUGGUGGGUUGUUCCGCAUUCAUCCUACGUCUCAUCCCAUUUCCUUACUCAUCCCAAACUAGUUACAUUAUUUUAAUGUUUUUUCUUAAUUGAAACCAAAUGAAUAUUUACUUAUCCCAAGGCAAAUAUUACCAAAAAAUGUAGAUCAUCCAAACGACCAUUCCAAGCAAAGCUCCCCACUGUAUGAAAAUAUUAUAAAAAUCUAUAUUUUAUUGAAGAUUCCAAAAUCAGGAGAUUUCUAAAAUCCGGCCACAAUCUUGAUAAAAAUCCAAAAAGCCUUAGAUCUCCUGAUAUGGUAACCCUAGGCGGAGAGGAUUUUAGAAUUAUUGUUGAUGAGUAAGGUAAAUUAGUGACCAAUCAGUUUCCUGUUUACAACCGCUGUGUGUGAUCGUAACAAAUGCAAUUAAAUAUAGAAACAAGAUAAGAAAUUACAAUUAACAUAUAAAAGUUUAUCUGCAGUUCCAGUAGCAGUUUAGGUUUUUUAAAGCAAAUGAUAAAUUGCUGUUUUGUGCGGCAAAUUCAAAACUCGGAACCUGUACAAACAUAUGGGCAACUGGGAACUACAGCUACGUAAAGCAAAUUGACACAAAAUGGGACACCUGUCCAUUGGAAAUGUUCUCCUCAUAAUCAACGUGUGGAUCGCCGCCACCCAAAAUAAAAUUUUAGUCCACAGUGAAUUCCGUCCGGACUACACAUACUACCCAGAAGCUGGAGGCUGGUUCAAAGUUCACAAGGUGCCCACCAACUGGAAUGAAGCAAAGCUCAAAUGCUAUUUCGAAGGUGCAAAUCUGGCAUCCCCUGUUAACGACCAAGUGUAUGCCGUGAUGAGGAGUCUGAUGUUGGUGCAGACAGGGCCGGUGUUCACUGGCGUGCAUGUGCUGGACCCGGCUGAAGAAUUCAAAUCAAUAGAAGGAGUACCGCUGCAGCAGUUGCGUAUCCAGUGGGCGAAAGGGGAGCCCAACAACUUGAACAAUGAGGAGCACAGCCUGGCCAUUCUCCCGGACGGCACUUUCGCUGACGUAAGAAGUGACAAAGUGCUCCCCUACAUAUGCUACCGGAAGGAAACUGGCAAUGAGAUCCGAUCCAAGGACUGUGGAACAUUUGCAGAAGGACAUGAGUUGGAUCCCGCAUCUACGAGCUGCUACAAGUACCACUAUGACUGCGUGAGGUGGCACCGCGCCAGCAUGAUCUGCGCAGCGGAGGGCGCGCACCUCGUCAUACUGAACAGCGCACGGGAGGCGCAACUUAUGAUUGACAAGUUCUCCAAGAAACCCAUCAACUGUAACGGGAACACGGUCCGCCACGCGGCGGCGUUAUUUCACAUUGGAUUCCACAACGUGGGCUUCGAACGCUCAUUCUGGUUCACGGUUGAUGGCAAACGCAUCGAGGACUCUGGCUACUCUGAGUGGUCUGAAAAUGAGCCAAACAGUCUGACAGAGUCCUGCGGCGGCGUUAACAGAAACCACUUGGGCCUCUACGACAUAGAUUGUAGCGAGCGGGUGCCUUUCAUAUGCGAAAUCACCGACCCCAAGACCGUUUUCAAAACAAAUGACUAUUGAAUAAAGAAAUAUUUAUUUAUACUUAAA
Chilo suppressalis (striped riceborer) is the source of this 2765-nucleotide messenger RNA. The record is from the annotation of a GenBank genome assembly. NCBI's taxonomy places the organism in Eukaryota, Metazoa, Arthropoda, Insecta, Lepidoptera, Crambidae.